Molecule: messenger RNA, 1262 nt
Organism: Piliocolobus tephrosceles (Ugandan red Colobus)
Lineage: Eukaryota; Metazoa; Chordata; Mammalia; Primates; Cercopithecidae
Gene: TTPA
Product: alpha tocopherol transfer protein
Exons: 6
Coding region: 1-885 (294 amino acids)
Biological process (GO): vitamin transport; vitamin E metabolic process
Cellular component (GO): late endosome; membrane
Molecular function (GO): vitamin E binding; phosphatidylinositol bisphosphate binding; lipid transfer activity
Source: RefSeq, a predicted model, not a curated record
AUGCCCAAAUGUCUACCCUUUGAUGAACAGAUAAUGAAAAGUUGUCUUGGUCCUUUAGAUCUGGGGCAGUUUAUGGACAUGUGCUUGCUCAACGCGCUACCGGACCACUCGCCGUUGCUGCAGCCGGGCCUGGCAGCGCUGCGGCGCCGGGCCCGGGAAGCUGGCGUCCCGCUCGCGCCGCUGCCGCUUACCGACUCCUUCCUGCUGCGGUUCCUGCGCGCCCGGGAUUUCGAUCUGGACCUGGCCUGGAGGUUACUACAAAACUAUUAUAAGUGGAGAGCAGAAUGUCCAGAAAUAAGUGCAGAUCUACACCCUAGAAGUAUUAUUGGCCUCCUAAAGGCUGGCUACCAUGGAGUCCUGAGAUCCAGGGAUCCCACCGGCAGCAAAGUUCUUAUUUACAGAAUCGCACACUGGGACCCCAAAGUUUUUACAGCUUAUGAUGUAUUUCGAGUAAGUCUAAUCACAUCCGAGCUUAUUGUACGGGAGGUAGAAACUCAGCGGAAUGGAAUCAAGGCUAUCUUUGAUCUGGAAGGCUGGCAGCUUUCUCAUGCUUUUCAAAUCACUCCAUCUGUAGCCAAGAAGAUUGCUGCUGUACUUACGGAUUCAUUUCCAUUGAAAGUUCGUGGCAUCCAUUUGAUAAAUGAACCAGUAAUUUUCCAUGCUGUCUUUUCCAUGAUCAAACCAUUCCUGACUGAAAAAAUUAAGGAACGGAUUCAUAUGCAUGGGAACAACUACAAACAAAGCUUGCUUCAGCAUUUCCCAGACAUUCUUCCUCUGGAAUAUGGUGGUAAAGAAUUCUCCAUGGAGGACAUUUGUCAGGAAUGGACAAAUUUUAUAAUGAAGUCUGAAGAUUAUCUCAGCAGCAUUUCUGAGAGCGUUCAAUGAGAAGUUAUUUCAUGUGAAUGGCUUCCUAAUUAAAAACAUGAGUGAUAUCCAACCUGGUUAAAUGAAUGAAAGAAAAGGAGCAAAUCUUUUAAACUAAUGCUUGCCUGAUCUUUAAAAAUGUAGAAAUCUUCUGACAUGAGCAACACAAGUGUUUGGAAAGAUUUUUUACUUUUUAAAUGCUUUUUUCUCUACUUUUGAAGUAAUUAAAUGGCAGUACAUUUUAAGGGCAUAAAAAUUGGUGAUUUUGUACUUGGAAGAGAACAUGAAAGUUAUUACUAAAGUAGCUGUUCAUGUGCAUCUUUGUAUGUUUCUAGAAAAUUAUAUUUUAAACAAGUUCUCUGAUUAUGUUAGUUUAGAAAUAAAUUUAGAAAUAUUCC